Striga hermonthica is the source of this 1059-nucleotide messenger RNA. The record is from the annotation of a GenBank genome assembly. NCBI's taxonomy places the organism in Eukaryota, Viridiplantae, Streptophyta, Magnoliopsida, Lamiales, Orobanchaceae.
AUGACGAGGAGGUGCUCGCAUUGCAGCCACAACGGGCACAAUUCUCGGACCUGCCCGAAUCGUGGGGUGAAGCUUUUUGGGGUCCGAUUGACCGACGGGUCGAUCCGGAAGAGUGCGAGUAUGGGUAACUUGACCCAUUACAUGGGCGGCGGUGGUGGCGGCGGUAGUGGAAGCACGACCCCGCAAAACGGCGUCGCUCAUGAGUCGCCGGGGGACACGCCGGACCACCCCUCCGCCGGUUCAGGCGCGGCCGACGGAUAUGCGUCCGAGGACUUCGUUGCUGGGUCCUCAUCCAGCCGUGAGAGGAAGAAAGGUGUCCCAUGGACAGAAGAGGAACACAGGUUGUUUCUGGUUGGGCUGCAAAAGCUCGGCAAAGGUGACUGGCGUGGCAUUGCAAGGAACUAUGUCAUAUCGAGAACACCUACUCAAGUUGCCAGCCAUGCACAGAAGUACUUCAUCAGGCAAAGCAAUGUGUCGAGGAGGAAAAGACGUUCGAGCCUGUUCGAUAUUGUGGCUGAUGAGCCACUUGAUGCUUCUUCUGCAGCAAUGUCCCGAGACUUUUUCCCUGCAAACUCUCAGCAAGCUGAUGCUCAAAGCAGCACACCUCCCGUGCCCCCACCACCACUCGUACCUCCCAUGGAGGAAGAAUGCGAGUCAAUGGAAUCUGCAAACUCUAAUGAUGGAGAAAUCGUGAUCCCCGCACCAGAGGGCCCCACGUACCCUUACCCUGUUGUCUACCCUGCUUACGUGGGCCCAGUCUUCCCAAUGUCCGUCCAGUUCUGGCCCACUGGUUUCAAUCCCGAGCCCAUCAAGGAAGAAGCCCACCAGGUAGUGAAGCCCACAGCCGUUCACACAAAGAGCCCAAUCAACGUGGAUGAGUUAGUUGGCAUGUCUAAACUGAGUCUAGGGGAAUCUCUGGGUGAUGGUGGGCCCAAUACUCUCUCUCUUAAGCUGGUUGAGGGCUCGUCAACUAGGCCAUCUGCUUUCCAUGCUAGUAAUAAUCCGCCUUCCGAUAGUUCAGGCAUGAAAUCUAGUCACAGUCCGAUUCAUGCCGUUUAA